CAUAUCUAUGACUCUGCUGUAACCUCUAAAUUCAAACUGAAAUAAAUUAUGGAAAAAUGGCUAGAGUACAUUUAUUCAGAAUUUUCUCCCAAUUAUCACUUCAGUCUAAACAUUCGGUACUCUCGACGGGAAAUGUUCAAAUUCCUAGAAUUUCCAAGAAUUCAAUAUCUACGACAACAAGAUUGUUUGAUUUGAAGGAAUUUUUUGAACCAAAAGAAAAUUGGGGAGCUUCGGAAAUAAAAAGUGGAAGAACAUGGACUAAAGAUGACUUGAGAAUAAAAUCUAAUGAAGAUUUGCACAAAUUAUGGUUUGUUUUAUUGAAAGAAAGGAAUAUGCUUCUCACUAUGGAAGCAGAAGCAAAUCGACAAAUUAAGGAAUUUCCUAGCCCAGAACGUUUAGAUAAAGUACAAAAUGCGAUGAAAAAUCUGGAAGAUGUUGUUAGAGAAAGAAAUAAAGCUUAUCAUAUGCUUGAAACAGGCAAAGAAGGAGAGAGACCAGUACAAGAAUGCAUUAACGGGUUUGGAUUGCGAACAUUCAAAAAGUUACAUGAAUUCCCAGUACCAAAGCAUAUGAAUAAGAAAUGGUCUUCAUUUGAAUUUAAGGAAAAUGAUAGGGAUGUUCAGAACUUCUUACUGAAGUAUAGAGAAAAGAAGUAUUUAGAAAAGAAGAGAAAGAGGGUGAGGGAUUUCAACCAUGUCAUUGGUUUGAUGAACAGAUUCCCAAAUAUGGAUAUGGAAGCUGUGAAAGAACAGUAUCCAGAUGUUGAUAUUGAGAAAGCCAAAAGAAGUCGAAGAUACAAAGGACUUGAUUGAGAUGAUUCUGUCAAAUGAUUUAUAAUAUAUUAGAUAAAAAAUA
Molecule: messenger RNA, 855 nt
Organism: Coccinella septempunctata (seven-spotted ladybird)
Lineage: Eukaryota; Metazoa; Arthropoda; Insecta; Coleoptera; Coccinellidae
Gene: mRpL47
Product: 39S ribosomal protein L47, mitochondrial
Exons: 5
Coding region: 57-812 (251 amino acids)
Biological process (GO): mitochondrial translation
Cellular component (GO): mitochondrial large ribosomal subunit; mitochondrial ribosome
Molecular function (GO): structural constituent of ribosome
Source: RefSeq, a predicted model, not a curated record